Molecule: messenger RNA, 2218 nt
Organism: Pocillopora verrucosa
Lineage: Eukaryota; Metazoa; Cnidaria; Anthozoa; Scleractinia; Pocilloporidae
Source: RefSeq, a predicted model, not a curated record
CCUGCUGUGGUCCAUGAUCACAGACACAGAAAACCAGUGAACAACACUGUAAACCAGUCUUACUUGAUAACACAGGAAUGAAAACAAAAUUUUAGCCCCAGGAAGCUGCCAGAGUUUGCUGCUUUGUUAGUGUCCAACUGAAACAGCUUCUUUUAAGUCAAAAGUUGGAACCAAAUGGCUUGCAAUUUUUAACAUGAAGAAUGGGAACAACAAGCAGGAAAAGACAUCAAUGCAAGAUACUUUUCAAAACAGCAAGCAGUCAACUGAGGAUGACACUAAAGGGAAAGGAGUAGAUUCUCAGACUGGUGAUAUUUCAAAUAGCUGUAGAAAAGUAUUAACAUCAAGCAGGGCUACCAAUGCUGUUGCCUUCCACAUUCCCACAGGGCAACCAGUUUGUAGGCCACCACCAAAGCAUUUUUGUGACCAAACUACAGAAAGAGAAAACAUAAGCCUUGAGAGGCUCACAGAGAAACAAAUAAUGGCUGAAAGACGGAAGAAACAACAAGUGGAACAGAGACUGAAAAGAAUCCAUGAUCGACAAGAAGCUGCUCGAAAGCUUGCACACAAUGUUGAACUCCUCCUACAACAAAAGUCUCUCAUAAGUGCUGAGAGAGGCACCAGUCAUGAGACACCCAAAAUGACGUCUUCUGAACUUCUUGCUACAGCUCGUCAUGUUGCAAAAGAUUUUAGAACUUUGACAUGUCAAACGACAAAAGAUCUUGCUGUAGAUGACAAAAACAACAACUUGUCAAAAGAACACCCACCUAAAGUCAAACCCAAAAAUCAGAAGGAAAAACAUACAAGCUUGAAAAAAUCAUCUUUUCAUGACAACAGGAGCAUUGCAUUUACUGUUGGAUUUGAUGAAGAAAAGCAGCCUCUAUCUCCAGUGCCCAAAGCUUUACAGAAGACAUGCGCGAAGGACAGAAGUAAACUCACUGCUCAAGAACUAGACGAAAAACAGAGAAAGGCUAUGGAAAGACGAAAAAAAAGACAAGAGGAAAGAGUUAAGAGGGUUGUGGCAAACCGUGAAGCACUGUUCAAGUUGGCCUCUGACCUGGAGACAUUCAUGAUAUGGAAUGAUGCUGAAAGAAAUGAAUUGAGAAUGCGUAAUGAAGGAGAACAAACACAUGAGGCUGCUCAAUUAGCAAGUGAAAUUGCUGAUAGCUUUGAUAGAUUGAGUCAAAGGUAUUCAAGAGAUCUGAAGCAGGCUGAGGGUUUUCCAAGUGGUUUGUGGGGAAUUAAGCAAUACUAAUUAAUUAGUUUCUAAGUGGAGUGAAAAGGUUUCUAUACAUUGAUUUGCGCUGUGGGCUCAUCAGAUUUUUGGAAUUGUGUGAAUGAUUUCAGACCAAAUUGCACUCCGAUCAGUUCAAUUACAAUUAAAUAUUCUGCUAAACAACUAAGAUCAGUAAGAUUUUAGGAUUAAGUUUUGACAGUGGUCAAAUUAACUGACCUUGUAACAUUAUAAAACAGAAAAGAAAAGUGUGUAGUGAGUGUGCAGUUAAAAUGUUAUGAAUUCACACAUUUUCCCAAAAUUUUUCAUGCAUGCAAAAAAUUUUUACUGUACAACUCUAAAAAAGUGACCCCUUGAACCAUUUAAGGAAUGUUUAUUAUAUCAUGUUGGAGAUCAGGUAACACACAUUACCCCAGAGAAAUUACUAUUAAUAAUGACCACUGACAGUUCAGUGUUCACACAACUGAUUGGCUGAUUCAACCGCAUAACUAAUUUCAAAAAUAUUUUUCAAAGAGUGUUCACAGUUUUCUGAGCUUCAUAAUAAAUAAACUCUACAGAAUAGUGUUCAAUAUAAUGGUGGAGACUGUGUUGCUUAAUCAUCUCUAUUGGUGUCUAGCUCACUUCAGAAUUGAGUUUUUGACAAUGGUCAAAUCAACCAAGCUUGUUUUGUUCAAAAAGAGAGGUGUGUAAAGAAAUGUGUGGAUAUUUACUCUAGAAGUUUCAGUCCUGCAUGCAUGCAAGAAUAUUCAAUUCAAUUAACAUUACAUUGUUCAAAAUCAUACUUCCUGUUGACAGUUUAAAGUCUUAAGUUCCAUUCCUUUCAGGCCUUUGAUAGAACUAGGAAACAUGUAACUUACAAUAUGUGUUAUAAAUGUAAAAAUGUGAAUAUGGUCUUGCUAAACCUUGCAGUUAAACAGUUCUUUGUAAGUGGAGUUUCCCACUGGUAAGUCACUUGAGACAAGUGUUGAAAUUUUCAACCAAAAAAAA